Molecule: messenger RNA, 2124 nt
Organism: Panicum virgatum (switchgrass)
Lineage: Eukaryota; Viridiplantae; Streptophyta; Magnoliopsida; Poales; Poaceae
Product: tryptophan decarboxylase 1-like
Exons: 1
Coding region: 162-1718 (518 amino acids)
Biological process (GO): amino acid metabolic process
Molecular function (GO): carboxy-lyase activity; pyridoxal phosphate binding
Source: RefSeq, a predicted model, not a curated record
CCCAUGACACCGCAACGCACACCAUCAUCCAGCUUCCGAGUCGAUCGAUCUCACCGUUGGAGCUAGCAAUAGCAGCAGCUAACUGCUUCUUCAAUUCUUGCUCACAGCGUACAGCUCGAUCGAGCUCAAGCUUGUCGAUCUCAUCUGCGAUCUCUCAAUCCAUGGGCAGCAUUGACGCCAACCCCGCCGCCUUCGAGGCGUUCGCCGUCGACGGCUUCCAGCCGCUCAACGCCGACGACGUCCGCUCCUACCUCCACAAGUCCGUCGACUUCAUCUACGACUACUACAAGUCCGUGGAGUCCCUGCCCGUGCUCCCGGCCGUCGAGCCGGGGUACCUGCGCCGCCAGCUGCAGCCCGCGCCGCCCACCUCAUCGGCGCCCUUCGACGUCGUCAUGAAGGAGGUCCGCGAGGCCGUGGUCCCGGGGAUGACGCACUGGGCCAGCCCCAACUUCUUCGCCUUCUUCCCCUCCACCAACAGCGCAGCCGCCAUCGCCGGGGAGCUCAUCGCCUCCGCCAUGAACACCGUCGGCUUCACCUGGCAGGCCAACCCCGCCGCCACCGAGAUGGAGGUGCUCGCGCUCGACUGGCUCGCGCAGCUCCUGCGCCUGCCGGCGAGCUUCAUGAACCGCAGCACCGGCGGCGCCGCCCGCGGCACCGGGGGCGGCGUCAUCCUCGGCACCACCAGCGAGGCCAUGCUCGUCACGCUCGUCUCGGCGCGCGACGCCGCCCUGCGCCGCGUCGGCUCCGACGGCGUCGCCGGGAUCACCAGGCUCACCGUGUACGCCGCCGACCAGACGCACUCCACCUUCUUCAAGGCCUGCCGCCUCGCCGGCUUCGACCCGGCCAACAUCAAGUCCAUCCCGACCGGGGCAGACACCGACUACGCCCUCGAUCCGACGAAGCUGCUCGAGAUCAUGCAGGCCGACGUCGACGCCGGCCUCGUGCCGACCUACAUCUGCGCCACGGUCGGCACUACCUCCUCCAACGCCGUCGACCCAGUGGGCGCCAUUGCCGACGUCGCCGCCCGGUUCAGUGCGUGGGUGCACAUCGACGCCGCCUACGCCGGCAGCGCGUGCAUCUGUCCGGAGUUCCGGCACCACCUCGCCGGCGUCGAGCGCGUCGACUCCAUCAGCAUGAGCCCUCACAAGUGGCUCAUGACGUGCCUCGACUGCACCUGCCUCUGGGUGCGCGACACGCACCGGCUCACCGGCUCGCUGGAGACGAACCCGGAGUACCUCAAGAACGACGCCAGCGAGUCCGGCACCGUCACCGACCUCAAGGACAUGCAGGUCGGCGUCGGCCGCCGCUUCCGGGGCCUCAAGCUCUGGAUGGUCAUGCGCACCUACGGCGCCGCCAAGCUCCAGGAGCACAUCCGGAGCGACGUCGCCAUGGCCAAGAUGUUCGAGGACGCCGUGCGCGCCGACGACCGGUUCGAGGUCGUGGUGCCGAGGAACUUCGCGCUUGUCUGCUUCAGGAUCAAGCCCCAGGGCGCCAUGACGGAGGAGGACGCCGACGCGGCCAACCGCGAGCUCAUGGAGCGCCUUAACAGGACCGGGAAGGCGUACCUGGCGCACACGGCGAUCGGCGGCAAGUUUGUGCUGCGGUUCGCGGUGGGGUCGUCGCUGCAGGAGGAGAGGCACGUCCGGAGCGCGUGGGAGCUCAUCAAGAAGACGACCGCCGAGAUCAUCAACAAGGGAGAGGUCGAUAGUCGAUACUGAGUAGAACAUAUAUAUACAAGUCUUUUGUAUUGGUGAUGAUAUUUGAUUCAUUGCUGUUUUCCCGAUACGAGAUUUUUGUCAAAUAAAGCCGUUUGUGCAUUGUUCUCAGAGUUGUGUACAUCCGAUCCAUCCUCUUUUGCACAUGGAAAAAUGGAUUCAUGAUUCCUUGAGAAAACCUAGGACGGCAGUUGUUGUUCUGCGCCAGCGCGCCUGUUUGGUGGCCUUGCCAACACAAAAUGUUGGAUUAAUUACUUUUGUUGUUGCUAUUAUAUUAUUAUGUCGAAAGGUGGCAUAUAUCGAAUAAAGCCUUUCGGGACUCAUGUAUUCUAGGAGAUGUAGGGUAUGAACAAUUGAAUAUGAUGUACGGGUUUCAAAUAUAUACCGAGUUAGUUUUUCUCUCUCUUCA